UGUAGUGUGCGACGGAUUUUAUGUACUGACGCUUUUCCACAGGCUCUACAUCAUCACCGUACAUCAUGGAGUGCGUUGGAACGGCAAAGGGUGACAGUAAUGACAACUGCUGUGUUACAGAACUGAUCACAAACUCAAAAGCGCCAGACAAUUCGUCGAAAAAUGAUUUGUCCAAGCCAGAAUCGAAAGCGAAUGAUAAUGCCGCGGCAGCAACUUCCCAAGAUGAACCUAAGGAACGAAUCGACUUCAAGAUAAUCUACAACAAACAAAAAAUAGACGUCAAUUUUCCACUAGAUAACACAGUCAAAGACUUGAAGGCUCAUUUACAGGACAUUAUCGCAGUGCCACAGGCCAUGCAGAAAGUGAUGAUCAAAGGAUUGGCAAAAGACGAACAAACUCUGAGAAGUUUGGGCGUUACAAAAGGCGCCAAAAUUAUGAUUGUCGGUUCCAAGCUGAACGACGUUUUGGCUGUUUCAAUACCCACAAAGCAGGACUUAGUCGAUGAAGCAGCUACUGCUACAAGUAAGGAACCUUUGUCGCAGCAAACAAUGCACCGUAAGGUCUUGGAUAAAGGUAUUCCUGAGGAUGUGAUACCUGGUAUACUAAAUAGCAAGGAAUCACUUCCGGACUUUCCACUCACCGGUAUGUUGAACAAGUCGGGUGGGAAAGUUCGUCUAACGUUCAAAUUGGAGCAAGAUCAACUAUGGAUUGGAACUAAGGAACGCACAGACAAGAUACCAAUGAACUCAAUAAAAGGUGUUCUCAGCGAACCAAUCCACGAUCAUCCGGAAUACCACAUAAUGGCGAUUCAAUUGGGUCCGACAGAAGCAUCGAGGUACUGGAUAUACUGGGUACCUGCGCAAUAUGUUUCGGCUAUAAAAGAUUCUAUUUUGGGUAAAUGGCAAUAUUUCUGAUUCAAAAUUACAAAAAUAGAAAUAUCUCUGCAAAUGAAAGGAGAAAAACAACGUGGUAUAAAGAUCAACACGAACGACUGUCCUAGUCAAACAUUUUUGAGAGUAAGUUAUUUCUGGUAUCGACCCGAGCAAUGGAACCGAAGUAUUUCAAAUAAAAGAUCUUGUGAAAUAAAUCUGCAAACUUAACUGGCGUAAUCCAGCAUAUAAAUUAGCUAGGUACUAAUAAAAACUCUACUCGAUGUUUGACCACUAGACACAAGAAACAUAAUUUCUAUUACUCGGCAUAGAAGAAAUGGAAAUUUUUAAAUCUUUUUACCUUUCAAUUUAAAUAUUGUGUGUAUAUAUUACAAUGUGUUCUACUCGGCUAGCAUUUGCGCAUAUCCACGACUAAUAUAAUGCAAUAGCGUCUCUGAAUAUAAAGCAAGUCAGCCAAAAAAAUAUAUUUGUGAUUAUUUAAUGCAUCUAUCUAGAACUUUUUUUUUGAUGUUAUUAUACCAUUGCCAAGCGACGAGUAACUUAACUUGAUAUGCAAUUUAAGUGCAUUUAGAUACAGUUUUCAAGAUUAACUUAGUCCUACUGCAUUUGAAUAACUGCUAAAGAUACAUCUACAAACAAUGUAAACAGCUUUCUAGUACGCGCGAAGCUUUGUCUACAAAACGAGUCAUUUUUUUUCUUACCCUCGCUUCGGAAUUUAUUUCUUCGGCCAUUUUUGCGUGAGUGUUUUUGAUAUAGGUAUCGAUGCGCACCGAAAUGUCAUUUAUGUGACAUAUGCUUUUGAUUUGGUACAUUAUGGCACCUAUAUCAGACGUUCGUCAAAAAACGCCUUCAAUUUUUCCUAAAUUUUAUUUACCUUCGAACAAGUAAGGCCAAACCGUUUUGUUGAUUGCUUACAAAGAUCGACGUUUUUGUUCUUCAGAAGUGCAUCAUUAAAUUUCGACUAAAAUCGAUGACACUUUUCUUUGGAAGAAUUGAAGUAUGUUCACGAGAAGCAAUAUUAAUCAACGAAAAUUCGUUUUACUUGCAAAAUUUUUAUAGGGAUUUGAUAGAAAGAAAGAUGACAAUAGAAAUAUUGCAAAAAAUUAACAUGUCAUAUUUUUCUACAAUGUCUGGAUAAAAAAUAACUAUUUAAAUCGCGAUUGGUUAGUCCCUAAAGUGGCCUCUUUCACGGACAAAGCUUCUCAAUCGCUUACUUAAAUUAUUGAUAAAUUUAAAUCAAGAAAAUCCACACUGAUAUAAUUGCAUGAAUGAAAAACUGUUUUUUUAAAUAUCGUUCAUUUUUUUAUUCAAAUUAUUUUUGCAAUAAAUUAUAUUUAUAAUAAAAAAUUCAGGUUACCUGUAAUCAAAAGUGUAUUUAUUCUUAUGUACCCAAGUUGUUCUGAAUUCCCAGUGUGGGAGACAAUUAGUUUUAGCAACUUCUAUUAUUCGAUUCAUAAAUUAUCGCUUGCCAGCAUUAUUUUUUCCCACAAAAUUGAAUGUAUCAAAUUCCCAAUCUGUGUUUUAUUCCAAAGAAUAUAUGGUUGAAUAUUUUUUUACACAAAUUUUAGAGGAACAAAAUUCCAAUUUGCCAUUAUUGAACCUUGGAAAACACUUUUUCAAGUUUUACACUACAGAUUAAAUGUGCUGAGGCUAAAAAUUCAAUUAUGUUUAAAUAAGCGAUUGGAAUAUAAUUAAUAAGGUAAAUUUUUAGUCAAUGCUUUGUGAUGAAAUAAACAUGUAGACAUAUACGUGUAAAUAUGUAUACAUGUAUAUAAGUAAAUAUAUAAGAAAGGAGAAUAGGUAUACAUUGUGCUUGGUUAUGAAAUAUUAUAAUAAAUAACAACGAAGUUCACGCCAAAUAACACGGCAAUUACAUUUAACUAUUAUUUGCCAAUUGGCCUGAAUGUUAAAAGUUGAACUCUCAAAAAAGUCUGAAACAGUUAAGUAUGCUGAUAAAAGCACAAAUUAUAAAUUUCACGUAGAAUGUAGAUUGUGAAUUAGGUUUUAUACUGUCUUAAGUAUAAAAUAUAUUUUUAAAUUGUGCGAAACAUAAAAUUUACCUAAAACUACAACCGCAGUCUGUACGUCAAAAUUUGUUUGUUGAAAAUAUUAUGUACCUAAUUCUAUUUCAAUACAGAAUUUUCGUAUACUUAUAAUGUAUGCAGUACCGUGUGAUUUUGGAUUAUUUAAAAAAGCAACAUAAAUAAAAUGAGUGAGAAACA
Molecule: messenger RNA, 3112 nt
Organism: Neodiprion fabricii
Lineage: Eukaryota; Metazoa; Arthropoda; Insecta; Hymenoptera; Diprionidae
Product: ubiquitin domain-containing protein UBFD1-like
Exons: 4
Coding region: 66-914 (282 amino acids)
Molecular function (GO): cadherin binding; RNA binding
Source: RefSeq, a predicted model, not a curated record